Molecule: messenger RNA, 10346 nt
Organism: Xenopus laevis (African clawed frog)
Lineage: Eukaryota; Metazoa; Chordata; Amphibia; Anura; Pipidae
Gene: adamts7.L
Product: ADAM metallopeptidase with thrombospondin type 1 motif 7 L homeolog
Exons: 24
Coding region: 354-5699 (1781 amino acids)
Biological process (GO): proteolysis; extracellular matrix organization
Cellular component (GO): extracellular matrix
Molecular function (GO): metalloendopeptidase activity; metallopeptidase activity
Source: RefSeq, a predicted model, not a curated record
AUGGGGGAUCCAGUGGGAGGGGGGGUACUGUGAAGUUUAGUGCUGUACAAGAAACAGAUGACAAUAGACAAAGAGUUGGUCAGUUCCUAAGAUACUGGACCACCAUACUGGGCUAAUCUGUCAGCAGACGCUAUGGCAGGGGCAUUGGCUUUAUGACAAAAGAAGGGACACACUAAGAACACAAUUGCUCCAUGCAGCUCCUCAGACUUUGCAUUCAAGACACAGCAGCAACACAGUCUGUACUACUAACAAAGCACAGGGGAUCUGCACACAGUAACCCCUGCAGCACUUAGUGACAUCCACAGAGAACAGCCCCACAGUCCUUCAAUGACACUGCCUGACCAGUCUGCAAGAUGUGGCUCCUGAUUUGCUUUCUCUCCUGCCUUGGCUUCCAGGACGUGGUGCUUUCAGAUCUCCCUCCAAGCUUCCCUGUUGAAUCAGAUAUUGUUCACCCUAUUCGUGUUGAUGAACAUGGCUCCUUUCUGACUUUUGACCUGUCACCUCGAUAUAUUAAGAAGAGGGGCUUAUCUCUCCAAACUCCUUAUGAUGUGUACUAUGAAAUCAGGUACCAGGGAGCGGAACUUAUUUUCAACCUCAGCCAGAAUAUGGAGCUUUUGUCCCCUGGCUUUGUGAGUGAAUGGCACAGUGGGGGAAUAAAAGAGGCGAGAAUUCAGAAGAAAAUUUCAAGCUCCUGCCAUAUGAGGGGGGAUGUACAGACGCAGCACCAAUAUAUGGGUUUUGCUGCUAUCAGUGUUUGCAGUGGACUGAAUGGAGUAUUCCAGUUAGAGCAGCAGGAUUUUUUUAUUGAGCCUUUAGUAGUAACCAAUCCAGUACCUGGAGAGGCCAUUCCCCAUCGUAUUUAUAAACGCGAUGCUGGAGAAUCCAGGGCACAAACACAGACUGGGCACAUGAAUUGUGGAGUGAGAGACCAAAACUCUCAGGAAAAAUGGGACAGGCGGAGAGCAAGGUGGGAACAAUUACAGAUGAGAGAACACAAGGAAAGACGCAUACGAACCCGUUCUAUAAGCAAAGAGAAGUGGGUGGAGACUCUGGUUGUUGCUGAUCAGAAGAUGGUGGAAUAUCAUGGUAGUGACAAUGUGGAGAACUAUGUCUUGACAGUUAUGAACAUGGUGGCUGGGCUUUUCCAUGAUGCCAGUAUUGGGAACAGAAUAAACAUUGUUAUUGUACGGCUGAUCCUGCUGGAAAGUGAGGAGGAGGAUCUGAAGAUCACUCAUCAUGCAGACAACACACUACGUAGCUUUUGUAAAUGGCAGAAGAAUCUAAAUACAAAAGGAGAGGAACAUCCUCAGCACCAUGAUGUGGCUGUACUUCUGACCAGGAAAGAUAUAUGUGCAGCAAUGAACCGCCCUUGUGAGACACUUGGCUUAUCUCAUGUGUCAGGCAUGUGCCAACCACAUCGCAGCUGUAACAUCAACGAGGAUACUGGGCUACCAACUGCAUUUACUGUCACACAUGAACUGGGACACAGUUUUGGGGUGCAGCAUGAUGGCAGCGGGAAUGACUGUGAGCCCAGAGGAAAGAGACCUCACAUCAUGUCGCCUCAGCUUCUUUAUGAUACAUCUCCCCUUACCUGGUCCCGUUGCAGCCGAGACUACAUCACCCGCUUCCUGGACAGGGGAUGGGGGCUUUGUCUGGAUGAUCGACCAAGUAAAGAGCUGCUGGAUUUCCCUUCUGUGCCUCCUGGGGUGCUUUAUGAUGUUGGACAUCAGUGCCGACUACAGUACGGAUCCUCUUCCAGCUUCUGUCGGGAUAUUGAUAAUGUGUGCAACACUCUGUGGUGCUCAGUGGGAUCAACGUGCCACUCGAAACUGGAUGCAGCUGUGGAUGGAACAAAUUGUGGUCACAACAAGUGGUGCUUUAAUGGGAACUGUGUUGCAACUGGGCAGCGUCCUACCCCUUUGGAUGGAUCGUGGGGAUCCUGGAGUUCGUGGUCAUCAUGCACCCGGAGCUGCGGAGCUGGAGUACAAAAUGCAGAGAGGCAUUGUACUAACCCUAUGCCUAAAUAUGGAGGUCGAUACUGUCUGGGAGAGAGAAAAAGGUUCCGUGUAUGCAAUGUUUUGCCCUGCCCUGCUGAUGCUCCAUCUUUCCGACAUCUACAGUGCUCCCAUUUCGACUCUGUUCCAUACAAGGGGAAGCUCCUUCAAUGGACCCCUGUGCUAAACAACAUUAAUCCAUGCGAGCUGCACUGCCAGUCAGAAGUAAAACUCAUUGCAGAGAAGCUCCUGGAUGCAGUAAUCGAUGGAACCCCAUGUUUUGAGAGUAACACAAGUCGAGACAUGUGUAUCAACGGGAUUUGUAAGAAUGUGGGCUGUGAUUAUGAGAUUGAUUCCAACGCAGUGGAGGAUCGCUGUGGUGUGUGUCAUGGAGACGGAUCAACUUGCCACACUGUGCAGAAAACCUUCGAGGACAUCGAUGGGCUUGGGUAUGUGGACAUUGGCUUGAUUCCUCCUGGAGCUCGUGAAAUUCGCAUAGAGGAAGUGGCAGAAGCUGGAAAUUUCCUUGCACUGCGAAGUGAAGACCCUGAGAAAUAUUUCCUGAAUGGAAUGUGGACUAUCCAGUGGAAUGGGGACUACCCGGUUGCAGGAACGACAUUCACCUAUACUCGCACUGGGAAUCUAGAAAACCUUACAGCUCCUGGGCCCACAUUUGAGCCUGUGUGGAUACAGCUGCUGUUCCAGGAGUCAAACCCUGGGGUUAGAUACCAGUAUACCAUAAGGCGAGACCAAGACAGUAGCAAUGAGAUACCACUUCCAGAGUUCUCAUGGCGGUACGGAACAUGGACGGAGUGCUCUGCUACCUGUGGCAUUGGAGUGCAGAGGCAAUUGGUGCAUUGUGUAGAGAAAAUGGCUGGUCUAGUGGAAGAGCGAUACUGUGACACCCUUACAAGACCAGAUGACAGACAAAGAAACUGCAAUGAAGAUCCCUGUCCCCCCAGAUGGUGGUUAGGAGAGUGGCAACAAUGUUCAGUUACCUGUGGAUUAGGUGGCCUGCAAAAGAGAACUGUCUUAUGUAUCCAGCGUGUAGGGCUUGAUGAACAGCGUGCAUUGCAACCAGCAGACUGCCAACACAUCCCCAGACCUGAAACAAGUAUACACUGCAACCAUCAUCUUCCUUGUCCUGCAGUCUGGCAACAGGGCAACUGGAGUCAGUGUUCUGUUUCAUGUGGGGAAGGAGUGCAGUUUCGAGAUGUGAACUGCAACAAUAGCACUGAGGGGAAUAUCUGUGAUCCAUUAAACCGUCCCUUGGAUAGACGUACAUGUAUCCUGGCAGCAUGUCCAGUGGAUUCUUUCUACAAACAUUUUGACUGGACGGGAAGUGGAGCACCCAACAGGAACAUAUUCAAUAAUAUAUUUCCAGGCCGCCCUCGAGCUCCAUCCAAUCCCCAGCAUCAUGGAGAUGAAAACUCCAUUUCAGAAGGAGACUUUUCCAAACCAGGUGGUGGUGGUCAAGGAAAAGGAGGGAAUGUGUUUGUAGAUGACUUCUACUAUGAUUACAACUUCAUCAAUUUUCAUGAGGAUCUGACAUAUGACCCUUUAGAGGACAAUUAUAUCAAUGGGGAUGGACAAGAAGAAAAUCCUGUAAAAGAGUUUCCUACUAAACCUUCCCAUUAUGAGGAUUUUGACAUAAAAGAUGAAAGACAGAAUGAAGAAAGAACCCAGUCAGUGACACACACCACAGAGAGACCCAGUAUUUUUAUAACUACAAAGUCAUUGGACUUAUUUACCAGUAGUAUUGAUCAAAGUUAUUCUAGCACUAGUCUUAGUUCUACAAUUCAGCAGGAAAUUGAAGAUAUCUCCCCUGAAUCAAAUACUACAUCCACAUAUUUCUUGACAGAAUCUUCAGUUGGAGAAAACCUGCCUCCCAAUGAUGAAAAACAAACUGAACUGAUAAAUGAAGAAUCUUCAAUAACGUUGGCAACGGAUAAAUCCCUGUUAGUGACAUCAUAUAAACCCUUUCUAGGAGGUGUGCCAGAUAUUUCUGUGCAUGAUACAGCAACACAUCCCUUAGUGGUCCUACCAAAAGACCAGCUGCCUGAUAACAUUCCAUAUACGCUGCAGAAUGUUCUGAAUUAUAUUACACACAAGCCCACUUCAGAUAGCUCUGUAAGUUCAACACAAACGCCUGCACUAUAUUAUCCCUCAGAUGAGCUUGCCCCGGGUUCCACAAUGUAUCCAGUAUAUGAUCCCUCAAGCUAUGCAGCAACACGUCUCCCAUUAAAUACAGUAUCUGACACCUCACCAGCUCUGGAAAAGGAUGCUUCUAAGCUGACAGUUUCCAACCUCUCACCAAAGAGAGAACAAGAUAAUUCCCUGGCAACACCAGAUAUGACAAAUGACCCUUUGGAGGACCUGACUGUGUCUCAUUUGCCAGCACUAAAUCAGGACGUCACACCUAACACAACAAACGAUAUUUCAUUAAAUCAUAAAGAGAUUGUACUACUGGAUCAAACAGAGACUCCAUCACUCUUGGAUAUUUCAGCAGAAAAUAUUGCAGUAGAUACCUCUCAAGAUCUGACGACACAUUCCAACAGGCAUUUUUCUUCCAGCACUGAAUCAAAGAGAAUCUUCAGUUCAGAUUCCAAAGUUUCAUACCCACAGCCUUCCUCUACCACCCCAGUGGGAUCCUUGUUCUCAGUGUCUUCCACACUAAAGUCAACCAUGGGGACAAACCUUUUUGAUGUUAUCCUAUCUACUUCAAUAACACCACCUUCUAUAACAAGUGUCUCUUCUUACUCGGAUCCAGAAGCCAAAGAUCACAGUACCAUUGUCAAUCCAAACAAACGAUAUAAAACUGCUAUUCCUGGCCCACCCAUUACUAAUCAUUCUUGGCAUUUGCCAAGUUCACAGAAUAGUCCGUGGGAUGUUGGAAACUGGACUGAGUGUUCCACCUCGUGUGGUUUGGGUGCGAUGUGGCGCUCAAUUCGGUGCAGAGUAAAAGAGAAUGAGACUUGUAACCCUAAUACUAUGCCAGCUCCUGCACGUCGUUGCUACCUCCGGCCAUGUGCUUCUUGGACAGUGGGCAACUGGAGCAAGUGCUCACAAAGCUGUGGGAAUGGAGUCAAGGUCAGAGAUGUUCAUUGUGUGGAUAUUCGAGACAAGAGACUCCUACGGCCUUUCCACUGCCAGAAUACUGUUUACAAACCACGUGAACAGAUUGCUUGCCGUGAGCAACAGUGCAUGCAGUGGUAUGUCUCAUCAUGGCGUGAGUGCAGUGAGGAAUGUGGUGGGGGGAUGCAAGAAAGACUUGUGACAUGUCCACAGAUGGGGCUGUGCAAUGAAAAUCUGAAGCCCAACGAUACUCGCUCAUGCAAUGACCACCCUUGCACAAAGUGGGCGGUGGGACCCUGGGGACAAUGCACUGCAUCCUGCGGCGGGGGGAUCCAGCGCCGUCAGGUGAAAUGUAUCAACAUACACACGGGAGAAGCUGAGGAGGAUAACAGCCUCUGUGACCAUGAACCAUGGCCUGAAAAUAUCCAGAAAUGUAACCCACAGGACUGCCAGCAAAGCCAGAACAAUGUCUCCUGCACUCGGGAUCGACUUACAUUCAGCUUCUGUAGGACCCUAAAGAUACUGGGUCGGUGCUCCUUGCUCAGUGUCCAGGCUCAGUGUUGUCACACAUGCCAGUCUUACAUUCUGGGCUCUCGUGAGCUUAAUAACCAACGUCUAUCACGCAGGUGAGAAUGACAACCCUGUCCAGUGUCUCAGGGACAAAGUCACUUGGAAGAAGGCCUCUGGACAUGUGCUAAUGCUAUUAGGGUAUCCUCACCACUACUGGAAAAAGAAGUCCAAGCGUCUUGUCCUGUGUCUCCUUGCUGUGGCUGCUCCUGCUCCUAUUUCUUGAACCCUACAUGAGACUGUGCUAUAGGUUCAUCAAUUAGCCAGGACUUCUCAAAGAGGACAGACAAGAUGAAUGUAUUAGUGGGGAAAGGGUAAACUAUGCAUUCUGCCCCAUCGCUAGGAGACCUGUCCAAAAUUGCAUUGUUUAGCUUUAACAUGUGGUGCUAUGUUGGCUUGUGACCUCAGUUGAUUUGUCACUGGCUGGCCAGUGAGGCCGUUUCAUGCUCAAUAUUACACUGGGCUAUCUGGUGCUUUAGAGAUCAACUUCAUUAUUCUGUUAUGGUAUACUAACUGCAUUAUCAUUCUGCUGCCAUUCUGAAGGCUCACUUCUCAAGCCGUGAGCAAGACAUAGGGGCAAAUUCACUAAAGGGCUACUAGUCGCCAGUGAAUGAUCCGCCACACUUUGCUUCAGUUCGCCAGGUGCUAACUUGUUAGCAGUACGCUAAUUCACUAAAACGCGAAGUUGCGUCUCAGCAGCAAAACGCUGGCGAAGUUUCGCUAGUGUUAAUUCAUCAGCGCGACCAUUUCAUAGCGAUCUUUCGCUAUUGUUCAGUUCUGCCAAGCUAACCUUUGUUAGCACUCUUACACUUAGGUCAAUUUGAAAAGUACAUAUAGGUCAUAUAUAUUAUUAGAGAUGUUGAGGCAAAUGCUUGAAGUGGCCACUUAUUACAAAUGUCCAAGGAAGCAAAAUAAAGACAAAAGAGAUCCUCUAAUGCCCUAGACAUGAGCCCACCCUAAAACAAAUGUGGCAUGCCCCUCAAAUGGUUGGUAAAGAAAUGUUAACACAAAAAUCUUUAAUAGUUAGGACUUUUGAAGGUAAUCCCGCGUUUAUUGAAAAACACCAGCGUUUAUUUACAACUUUUAUGAUUUCUCAGCAUACAGGAUAUGAUGUCACUGACAUAAGAUUGAGGAGGAUGAAGCUUUGUCUUAUCAGUUCGCCUGGUCUAAGGUGGCGAAGGCAACUCUAGCGAAAGAGGUAACAUUCCGUAAAAUUCGCACUUUUGUGAAUUUGCAGAGUAAAGAUCGGACACCUGAACGAAAAUGCACCUGGCGAUAGGGCGUGAAACUGCAGUAAUGACGGUCUUUUUCGCUAGCGAAUUGUCGUCUACGCCAUUUAGUAAAUCGUCAAUGUCACUGCAGAUGAGAUUUCUGCCCAAUUUUCACUAGUGACGGCCACUUCGCCCUUUAGUAAAUCUGCCCCAUUGUCUUUUUUUCUGCCUAUUUCAUUAUAUAUAUCAUAUUUUCAGAAUUAAGCACUGAUCAAUAUCAGGGAUAUCUGCAAGUUACAAGGAAUUUGUUUAUAAAGUAUAAUCACCACAUUUGUAUUCCAUCGUCCAGUAUGGCUGAGCCCAGAGGAAAUGACAGUGCAGAUAAAUGUAAUCCAGGAUGAGGACUGGGACCUCAUAUGGAGUACGGUGUAAUGUAUGAGCCCAUAAAUAUCAUAUUUUCUAUAACAACUAUAUAUUCAUGAUGGUGCUGAGCAGCUCAUGGCUGCAAUAAAAAAAAAGAUGAGUAUUAACUGUAUAUAAGUCACAUGUAUAUAUGGAUCACCUGUCUGCAAAAAGGUAGCAUUUUAUCCUGAAAGCCAUUAAUCUCUGAGAAUAAAAUAACUGGUUGCAGAUAAAUGGAACCGGCCAGUUACCCAUACCAGUUUCACAGUUUCUCCCAUAAUUAAAUAGGUCACCAGCAACGUGAGUAGAGACAGCAUCUUUCCUGCUAUAUUCAUACUGUAUUAAACUGGAAUAUUUCUGUUUUAUUAAUUCUCUAAAACCAGUGGUGUCCAAACUUUUUGCAACGAGGGCCAGAUUUGUCUCCGUGGCAGCCUCCGGUGAGAACUAGCGCCUAAUCCAGUGAUAUGAUGUCACUCUAAUGUGCGAUUACGUCACUGCGUGCAGCUGCUGCGGGGAGAAAAUAAAAGGCACUGCUCUCUACUAUCAUUUUCGGGAGCAAAAAAAGUACCAGAUCCUGGGUCUGGGUGGCUAGUUGGGUGCCAAGGCCACAGUUUUAAACAGUCAGAGUUAAACAAGUGGUAUGUUUUGGCUUGUACUGUAAGGCUGCCCUAGGCCAGGGCCUAGGGGGCCUCUCCCCAAAUCCAGGCCUACCCACGAGUGGGUGAUUCCUUAUUAAUGGCUGCGGGCCAGUGUAAAUUUGAAAAUGGGCCGCAAUUGGCCCACAGUCCGGACUUUGGACAUGCCUGCUCUAAGUAUAUAGGUAAGGGUAAGCAUGGAGCAGAGCACAUACUCAGUUGAGUAUCAUACAGGUUGGUAGGUAGUGCUUGCCUACUGUUCCCUCUUCACCCCAGCUGUUAGUGAUUCAUAUUCACACAUGCAUUUUUCUAAAAAAAAAGAAGAAAGAAAAUAUAUUUUACUACAACAGACACAAGAGACCUAAUAGCUCAGGUAUAAGCCUUGUUGCAGUAUACUUUCAACUCUGGGUAGUUUUUGUUUCUGGGUAUCUGGAAAAUGUCACUACAGUGAUAAAGCUCUGCUUGAAGAUUAGAAAGGGACCAGUGUGAGGGUUGAGCAAAAAGGUGUUUUAAAGGGAACCAUGCUUAACAAUAAAUGGUUUUUAUGUGUGUUUGAAUGAAUGUUUGUGUUGAGUAGAUUAGAGAUGGGAAAUGGUAGGUGCUUUAAUUUUGAAAAAUUCUCUUUUGUCUUCUGAUUCUUGCGGUUGUGUGUCUAGUGCUACGUCCUCAUAUAUGCAACUCUCCCACCACUAAUGUCCUCUAUAUAUAGAAAAGAGCCUUAUAAGAGGUUCAGAUUGCCAUUAUAUUUUAUGGGGACAUUGCUGCAAACAGAAUAACUGGCAGAUGGUUGUCACAAGAGAUCUUGAGCAGUCCGCACAUCUUGUGUGUCAUUACUGGAAGAGAGUUUAUGUAUCCACAGUCAACAUUUAUACAAUUUUUAAUAUAAAGGCCAUAAACAAAUUAAAAGUAUGUAAUUAAAGGCCGUUGAUUGAAACGAGGGCCUGUCAUUCCCGCAGACUCUUCAUUUCAAAUUCAUGGCAUGUGAAACAUAAGUUGAAGCAUAACCUAUAGCCAGUGAAUGUUCUAAUGCAGCCUAUGGGAAAGAUAUAGCCUUGGAGAACAGAGAAACAGUAUAGUCCCAACUGACGUAGCCGGUGACAGAGUUCACAUUAUCUUUUCUUCCUAAUCCUAGGCCGUUCUCUUUCAGAUUCUCAGAUGGGUUGGGCUUGGACCCAACUGAGCGCUACAUACCUGUAGUGCAGUGAUCCCCAACCAGUGGCUCAUGAGCACCAUGUUGUUCACCAACCCCUGGAUGUUACCCCAGUGCCUCAAACAGGUGCUUAUUUUUAAAUUCUUGGCUUGGAGGCAAGUUUUAGUUGCAUAAAAAACAGGUUUACUGUAGGCUACCAGUCCACACAGUAGCCAAUCACAGCCCUUAUUUGGCAUGUGAGUGUUGCUCCCCAACAGGGUUUCAGAACCCUAAAACCUAGACAGGUGGCAAUUCUAAUAUUGCAUUAGGUAUCAGAAAGAAUUGCUUUUGAGCUAUGCAACAUGUUGAUGGUGUGUUAAGGGCUAAAGUAAACAUUGUGUUCUAGUCUGCUUAUAAGGUGCCCACUACAGGCUUUGUGGAGAUCCUCAAUAAAAACGAGCACACUUGUUUGGCCUUCCUCCCCGAUGACACACAGGGAAAACUCUCAAACACAUUUAAUGUUUGUUCAGUGAUUCCCAGGAAAGAGAAACUCAACACUGAACACAAUAGGCGUAUUAAUAGCUCCACAAAAGCUCUGGAUUAGACGGAUAUGCAAAAAAAUAAAAGAACAAAGACACAAGCUGCUGGGCCUUCUCCACUUCCUCUACAGCCACAUCGACUGUUGCACACUUACACUUGGCUAUCAUCACUAACCAUCUCUCUCUCUCUCGGGCAAUUCUCCCUUCUCUUUAUCUCACCCAGAGACUGAGAGUUGGAACCUUUCACUAGGCAAGAAUGGAUGGAUGUCAAAAGCUAUUUCUAGCCCUUUUGAUGGGUCAGAGUUAUGGGUAGUCCAAGCAGUGUGAAUAUAAUACACAGCGUUGGGCUGUCUGAAGGAAGGCAAUUGUCGGUUAUAAAGUAGUAAUCAAUUAAGGGAUGAGAGUUUUCUGUUGAUUGAUGAAGGGAACAAAAGUGACCAGGACAUCAGAUUUGUCAUGUGCUCCAGGCCCUGCUCCACCACAUCUCCAUUAUACCUCAGCUAAUACUGUACUGUACCAUUACUUCCAUUUGCUAAUGUCAUUACUAAUUUACCUUUCAUUUUUGAACCUGCUUUCUUGCUCUCGUCUCUAGUCCUAGACUAUACUGUCUUCUUACAGUUGGGUGAAUCUGCUAAUGUAUUUGAAGGUUUCCUGUGUGGGAAGAAAUCUGAACUGGUUUAUCGUUCUUCUUGGCAAGUAGCUUCUUACACACAGCAAACAGAUCACACAACUAGAAGCCCCUGUCCAGACUCAUCAUUAGAGUUAUUCAAUAAAUGCAGCUUAAGUACAAUUCA